GUCGCUGUCGUAUAGACGCUGCAGUGUUUUCCACUGGCGUGACGUUAUGGUCUUUUGCUACGUUUGUAUCACCCCGUUAGCUAAUCUAAGUAUGAAAGCUAGCAUUCUUUACGGACCGUUAUUUUGUUUUUUAUUCCUAGAGGAUCGAGAAGUUCGGAUUCGAGUUGCUGGUUUCUCUUGACGACACAUUAUUGAUGAUGCAUUUUGUACGAAUCAACUUGGGUUCGUAGCGAGCAGACCGCCCUGUUAGUGAUCGUUAAGUGGGGGGAGGAGCGUUUAGGUUCACAGUGAAAAAAAUGGAAACUUCAUUAAAGAAGUCAAGAUGUUUUACACAUGUGGACCCAAUGAAGCCAUGGUGGUGUCUGGCUUUGGCCGUUCUCCUCCUCUAAUGAUUGCUGGUGGAAGAGUGUUUGUCUUCCCGUGUAUUCAGCAGAUUCAGAGAAUCACGCUGAACACACUAACUCUAAACGUGAAGAGUGACAAAGUCUACACUCGUCAUGGUGUCCCUAUCUCUGUCACUGGCAUUGCGCAGGUCAAGAUCCAGGGCCAGAACAAGGAGAUGCUGGCCACCGCCUGCCAAAUGUUUAUGGGCAAGUCUGAGCCUGAGAUUGCCCAGAUUGCAUUAGAGACACUGGAGGGACACCAGAGAGCCAUCAUUGCCCAUCUGACUGUGGAGGAGAUCUACCAGGACCGUAAGAAGUUCUCUGAGCAGGUCUUCAAGGUGGCCUCCUCUGAUCUGGUCAACAUGGGAAUUGGUGUUGUCAGCUACACGCUCAAAGAUGUUCACGAUGAUCAGGACUACCUUCACUCCCUGGGUAAAGCCAGAACCGCCCAAGUACAGAAGGAUGCCAGGAUUGGAGAGGCUCAGUACAAACGAGAUGCCGUCAUUAGGGAGGCCCACGCAAUGCAGGAGAAGGUUUCGGCACAGUACAAGAAUGAGAUCGAGAUGGCAAAAGCCCAGAGAGACUACGAGCUGAAAAAGGCGGCCUAUGAUGUUGAGGUCAAUACCAAGAAGGCUGAGUCAGAAAUGGCCUAUCAGCUUCAGGUGGCCAAGACCAAACAGCGCAUUGAGGAGGAGAAGAUGCAGGUUCAAGUGGUGGAGCGGACACAGCAGAUUACACUGCAGGAGCAGGAGAUCAUCCGCAAGGAGAAGGAGCUGGAGGCCAAAAUUAAGAAGCCUGCAGAAGCAGAGAAAUACAGACUGGAGAGGCUGGCUGAGGCACAGCGCCUGCAGCUCAUCAUGGAGGCUGAGGCCGAGGCCGAGUCUAUCAGAAUGAAGGGUGAGGCAGAGGCAUUUGCCAUGGAAGCUAAGGGUCGCGCUGAGGCAGAGCAGAUGAACAAGAAAGCUGAUGCCUUCAAGCAGUACAAAGAUGGAGCCAUGGUGGACAUGCUGUUGGAGAAACUGCCACUGAUGGCAGAGGAGAUCAGCAAGCCUCUGUCCGCAGCCAACAAGGUCACUAUGGUAUCCAGUGGCGGUUCAGAGGUGGGAGCAGCCAAACUUGCUGGAGAGGUGCUAGAUAUCAUGACCAGGCUGCCUAACACUGUGGAGAAACUCACUGGAAUCAACAUCUCCCAGGCUGCUGGGAGCACUACUCUUGUGCAUUAAGAAGAGUUACAGUAGAAGUACUCAGGAGAGGUGUCACCAGUAUCCAGACUAUGAGCUUCACUUCUCCUCCUUGUGCCUAUAACCACUGUAUCGACUGUAUCGACUCUGCAAACACCGUAGUCUGAUUGUGUGCAUGCAUUUGUUUCACUUGUGUGUCUCUUGCAUCUAAACAGAAUCAGGUUUUUUUUCUUCCUCCUUUAUGUGGUUUCUUUUCACAUCUCUGGGUUGGACUGUUGUGCUUUCUGCAGUGGGUGGAAGGCAACUGUGAUGGUUACAGUUAUUGACCAUGAAAUCUACACUUUUGCAAGGAGGAGACGAAAGCCUCAGCUUAAUUUACCCAGUAGUUGUCCACGUAGGAUGUCUUGAACUCCGUAGGGUACUUCAGUAUGGAAGUUUUUAUUAUUAUUUUUUUUAUCUUGCAGUCAGCCAGCCUAAUUUUCCCUGCAUAGGGACCAGGUCAUUGAACUGUAAUGCAUUAUUUAACUUGUGCCUUUCAUUUCUUUAAAUAUUGCAGAGCCUUUUUAUCAUAGCAUCACCGCAUAGCUUUGUGUGUGUGAACGCAUCGUUGUUGUCAUUGCAGUUCUGUACUGUUUACCUCACACAACCUACAUUCAUGUUUCUUUUGCUUUUUGGUGCACUCGUUCAUUGUAGACACAAAGAUGGGUUGUCACUUGUUUGCUCCACAAGCUUCUAUGUCGAAAUGAUGUUACUGGAUCCAAAAUCGGUCGUGCAAGUGCGAAAAGUCGUGUAAAGUGCAAGGAUUCGCUUUGCGUUUCAGAGUAAGGGGGAAGGAAGUGGUACAAGCUAAAGAGGUUUCCACUUGAAAGCAAUGAAAGUGUGUUGUUGUGGAAAAGCAAACAAUGUUGACUUUGCUGCUGUGUCUUGCCUUGUGGAGUCUUGGCCAUUAUAUGAUGAGUGUAAAGAAGAAGAUUCACUAACUACCAAACAAACUCGCCUGCUUACUUGCUGCCUGGAGUUGUAACUGACAUACGGAAGAUAGUAGGACUUUUGUGGUCUUUAAAUUUGUUGUACUAAUUUUCCACGACAAUGUGAUGCUGCGUGUUAUAGAUUUCAGUUAUGAACAGUUUUGAAUGAUAGUUUAGUGCCUCUGAUCAGGGGUUGAUUAAUUUCACAAGUUGAUUUACUUCUUUCUUUUUUUUCCAUAUUUUUCACUAAGAUACCACUACCAACCGUUAUGCAUUUUGUUAUCGCCAAGUGCCUGGUCAAAACUCAACAGUGAGGUCAAGUCGACUUCCUCUAGUUGAGCCUGUUAAAUUUCUGUCAGGUAAUAUUUCUUCAUAUGCAAUUGAUCAUAAGCCAUUGGCUGCUAGUAUCGACGGCCAUAGACCAAGCCAAAUCAGUUUCUACUUCUGUUGCAUGUUCUCGUGACUAAUCUUCUACUUCCCUUAAGAAUGUGCUGGUGCAUGUCUAUCAUUUAAAUUGACAUUAAGCCAUUUUUACAUAGUUUGUAAGUUGUAUACUAGUUACUGUUAGAUAUUCAAGAUUUAUCUGUAGGGAAAUGUUCUGUAGACAAUAAAAUGUGGUGCAGUCGCCCAAA
Molecule: messenger RNA, 3164 nt
Organism: Scatophagus argus
Lineage: Eukaryota; Metazoa; Chordata; Actinopteri; Scatophagidae
Gene: flot1b
Product: flotillin 1b
Exons: 13
Coding region: 323-1606 (427 amino acids)
Biological process (GO): positive regulation of endocytosis; protein kinase C signaling; protein localization to plasma membrane
Cellular component (GO): plasma membrane
Source: RefSeq, a predicted model, not a curated record